UCAAGGGCUAUCACCUCUAGCAAUUGCAAAUGUUGUUCAAAAUGAAGCUAAGAAAGUGUGCGAAAAUUUAGGUGUAGAAUAUCUCAAGAUACAGGAUGUUACAAACAUUAAAUUUAAAUUUGUGGGCCUAAUGAAUUCACACCUUAUUGGUGAAUCUAGUAUAAAAGCUGAUAUUAUUGAAACAGUAAAAUUCUUAACUGAAAAAAACUAUCAAAAUAGUGAAACUGUAAUGUCAGCAUUAAAAAUUAUUCGAAAGUUCGCCUCCCAUUGGAACCCACGAUACAUGCUUCUUGACCAAAAUAGUGUAAAAGCUAAUGGUAUUGAGGCAGCCUUUCCAGGUUCUCAAGCUGGAGAGCAAAAAUUAACACUUGACCAAAUGACCCACGCAAUGCAUAAAAGAACCAAGGCCGGAUGUGAACGU
Molecule: messenger RNA, 421 nt
Organism: Dentiscutata heterogama
Lineage: Eukaryota; Fungi; Glomeromycota; Glomeromycetes; Diversisporales; Gigasporaceae
Source: the annotation of a GenBank genome assembly